Molecule: messenger RNA, 5065 nt
Organism: Stylophora pistillata
Lineage: Eukaryota; Metazoa; Cnidaria; Anthozoa; Scleractinia; Pocilloporidae
Product: alpha-1A adrenergic receptor-like
Biological process (GO): G protein-coupled receptor signaling pathway
Cellular component (GO): membrane
Molecular function (GO): G protein-coupled receptor activity
Source: RefSeq, a predicted model, not a curated record
AGUUGACUCAGGAGGUACAAUCUUUUGGCAGCCUUUGAGGUUACAUUAAAGAUGUGAUCGUUCCAUUUGAAAUCAUCUCUUAUGGUAACGCCGAGCACUUUAGCCGAGUUAACUGUCUCGAAAGCAAGGCCAUCGAGUUCAACUGGAGAAUGAACUGGAAGAGAUCUCUUAAAGCAUGACUGCAGCUCCUUACAUUUGGAUGGAUUCAGCUGCAGGCGGUUCUCCUGAGACCAGGUGCUAAUAAAGUCGACAGCUUGCUGAAGUGCGCUUUGUUUGGAUGGUAGUACUAUUUCCGAAACAGUAGUGUCGUCGGCGAAUUUCCACAUAGCAAACGACCCAUCAGGUAACCUAAGAUCGUUUAUCAGCACCAAGAAUAACCAAGGGCCAAGACGAGUCCCCAGGGAAACACCCGCAGGAACAUUAAGCCAGUCAGACUAAACUCCAUUGAGCUUAACUCUUUGCUUUCUUUCCCUCAAGAAAUCAAUAAUCCAGUGGAUGGCAGUUGGCUUAACUCCGAGAGUAUGAAGUUUACCAACCAAGAUAUUAUGGUCCACUAAGUCGAAAGCUUUACGAAAGUCCAGUAGAGCGGUUCUUACAGACGCCCCGGUGCCGUCGGUGGCGCGCAGCCAAUGAUGAAACAUCGAGAUAAGCGCGAACGUAGUGGAAGAGCCCGGGAUGAAACCAAAUUGACCUGGAUCAAUAUGAGAUAGCACCACGGGCUUCAGAGCUUUCUCGAUAACAAAGCUCUCGGCGAUCUUUGAGGUAUAUAAUUAUUGAGAAGGGCCGGGCUUUCGCAAGAGACUAGUGUUUAGUAAGAAUGUAUCAAGGAGUGUAAGCAAAACAUUUGUUUAAUUAUCGACCUCCAGAGUAAAUUGUGAAAAGCUGACUUUUCGAGCGUUAACUUCCCAGAGCUAACUCUUGUCAGUGUCGGAAAGUCAGCUUUUGGAAAUUUUCUAUGUUGUUUUUCCAGCUUGCAUUAACAUAUAGGUAAUAACCAACCAAACGGUUCACUUGCCCUUCAACGCGACACAACGGUUUGUUUAGAAGCUUAAAGCCUCGGCGAAGGAAAGAGCUUUGUUACGAAAUUUUUGCAUGAACAUUGCAAUAUUGAAAUUGAUAAGAUCGGGAAAAAUCAAUAUCCGAUUAUUUGAAAAACAUUUAGAAAUGACAAUAAUUAAAGAAACAAUUCGCUCUAUUUUGAGUUAAAAAAAGUAAUUGUACAGCGAAGAAAACGGCUCUUAAAGGUGCACACGCUUAUUCAAAGUUUUUGUGUGAGAAAAUCUAGCUACAGGCCAAGAUCUUUAGGAAGAAGAGCACCAUUUGUUCUAAGGAUAAUCGUUUGCAGAUCUUUUUAGCGUUUGAAUAGUUUUCUUUUUCGACUAGGUCAUGCAAAAAUGUCCAUCUUUCAGAGAGUUUUUUUUUUUUUUUGAGUCGUUUACUCGGACCACAUGACUUGUACAGUUUAUCAGAAUCCCGCAAGCACUUAUUCAACUCAUUUACAAACAGUAGAAAACACUUCCCUGUUGUUUAUAAACUCGAUAUUUCUUUAUUCGAAUUUAAUCGUUUUAAAAGAAUUUUGUUUUGUCGUUGUUGAUAUUAAUAGUGCGAGUUGCGCAUGCCUAGAUUUCGGGAUGGUUUCAUUAAACAGCGUGUAAACUGAAUUUUGCUAAUUUGUUUAACAGCUAAAUGUAUGCUUCUUAUCUGCUGAUGUUCUUUAGUGAAUGUGACAGAAGCGUUUUAAACGUGGUGGCUCUAACCCUACUUAGCAAAAUUAUUUGUCGUCUAAUUUUGUAACAAUGUCGAGGGUACUUUCUAAAAGGGUUCCCGCUGAGAGGGUAUUUAUGACAGGAAAAAUGCGGUUAAAAAAUCACGCUUUUGAGAGAGAAAAAUGACUCUUCUCUACCCAAAAUAGAAAGAUUUACUCGGAAAUGGCCUAGCUUAGCUACCUUAAAGCAUGUAGCAGCCUAAGAUCAAUUUAUUUUUUGUCGCCUGGUUUAAAUUCAGACCCUUAUCUUUCUACUAGUGCCUUGUGGUCAGAGCGGCUAAUCAUCUUUCAUGGGUUAUUAAUAUAUCAUGAAUUUAAUUCAGGUGUUUUUUCAGUGACCGAAACGACGAGAAAGUGUAAUGAAACUAUUAUUUACUUCUUCAAUUGUUACAUAACAACCUGAUCAUUUACAGUGAAACGGAAUGGAAGAAGUGUUCUCAUAGAAAUCGAGCAAAUCACUAUGCAAGGGAAAGAAGCUUUCCUCGUUGUGCUUCAGUGGAUUAUUAAUGCGACCGCAAUCGUCGGCAAUGGCCUUGUUAUAUAUCUGAUCACAUUCAGGCAAAGGCUUCACUCCAAAGCAAAUUGGUUCGUCUUAUCUUUGGCGGUAGCUGAUCUAUUUGUCGGGGUUACGUUUCUUCCUUACUACAGAGCUUGCAAAGAGGAAUUCUGCAACCAGAGACAUAUUCACUGGCUUUGUGUUGAUGUAUUCCUCUGUACUUCUGUAACAAACCUUUGCCUGUUGACUGUAGAUCGAUACAUCGCGAUCGUCAAGCCACUGAAGUAUCUGACUAUUAUGACUCAAAGAAGGGUUGUGUUCGGCAUAUUGGCCGCUUGGUGUAUUCCAGCUGCCACAGCGCUUCUACCUUUGUCGUGGACGUACUUGGCCAAAUCCAUGGCACAGAGAUCAACCUGUUGGGAAGUUUUCAUCAUUGGCACGUUGAUCGUCUAUGGAAUUAUUCCUUGCCUCCUUCUUCCCCUUGCCAUUGUGCGCAUCUUGAUGAUAGUUCGAAGGUGUCGCUUAGAACGAUGUGUAGUAAUGGCUCAGUUAGAUUUCAGUUAUUCUGAGGCAAGAAGCAGAAUUCGAAGACAGUCCUUCCCAGAUCAAGAUAUUUCUUCCACGAAGCUCAUUGUUGCUAUAGUCAUUUUGUUCUUUAUUUGUUACUUGUUUGGUGUUUGCGUCCGAAUCGUGGCCGUGUUUGGUCAAAAUCAACCACCUGAAUGCAUCCAUAUAAUUUCCUCCAUUCUAAUUUUAACCAACUCUACAGCUAAUCCUGUGGCAUAUGGAUUAUUAAAGAAAGAUUUUAGGAGAGAACUGUUGAAAACGUAUAGAUUGAAUAGUUCGUCCAGUGAGCUUGCUUUAGGUGCAAGGAUAAACUCAGACUUCAUUGGCAGUUAAGGUGUAACAACUUAAAAGAAAACGAUAAAAAGGACCUUAGCUUUACAACACAUGUUUCGAUUUAUACAAAUAGCCAAUAAUAGUAUUGCCUUAUACCUCGUCUGGUCGAUCGCUUAAAUUUGAAUUAAGUUUUCUGAUGAAUGUUUUACAAUAAGUUGUCUGAGACGGGUUUUAAAUGAAACCUGAUCAAAAGACUUCUAUUGCAAGGAACCUUGAUUAUAUAAAACGAAACAUAUUAAUCAAAUUAGCCCCUAUCAUUACAUUGAUGAAUUAUUAUUAUAAUAAUAAGUUCCAUAAUAGUUUGAAAGUGUCUGUAGUAACUUUUUGGUUUCGAGUCGAAGUUCGUGGUAACCUGUUCUUGGAUAAUAUUCUUCUUGUGAGGCACGGAAUAAGUCAGCUGAGCACAACAAGUGAUGCUUAUCAACGCUGAAGUCAAUCCGAUCCUUCUGUGCACGCCCAGGUGAAAAUUUAGGUUUUCGGGGCUGUGCUAGGAAGAAAGCAACACUAAACAAACAAGUUCAAACUUUAAUUUCUUCUCUAUUUUAAUGCCUCUUGCUCUGUCUUAACUAGCGACGCAACUGAGGGGGGGAAUUUUCCAAACUGUCGGUAAAGAAAUAGACUUCUAGACUUUUGUACAGUCUUUUGUCUUACAGCCUUCCCUUUCAAAAUUUAAGCAUUUUCUUAAAUUCUCUGUUAAUGUCUCUUUUGAUGAAAGCAUACGGGAAAGGAUCAGCUGCGGAAUAACAAUAGCUUUCUGAGGUGAUGAAAUUCAUCUGUUAGUCAACAGACAUCAAAGUAGAAACAUAUCGAUCUCACUACGUCCAUCGUGUUGGAUAAGAUGAAGAGUCCCACGACUACGAUAAUGACUGUGGCGGAAAAUUGUCCUCUGUUUUGCCUGAGAUUCAGCUGAUUUAAACGUAACUGCGCAUGCAUUAUUGCGGUUUGUCGGUAAAGACGUCUUGAUAUAACCAAAAUUUUUCCUGCCGCACUUAAGAGAAAGAUGCGAGGCAAUAUCUCAAAGAGAAUUCCGAAGCUGACUUGGAAUAAUAGGUGAAUGUUCUCAGUCGCGCCGACAAAGUGCAUGUACAGGUUUGGUGGUAGAUAAAGAAGUGGAGGUAAUCCCAAAGCGCACCCAGUGAGCAAGAGAACUCGUCUUUUCAUGAUCCGAACGUAUUUAAAUGGGGUCGCGAUGGCGAUAUAUCUAUCGGUAGCCACUGCACAGAGAUUCGCAAUGGCCAUGAUAGCAAACUGCCACGCAACUAUGCCACGGAGAACGUUGUCGCAGGCAAAAAUUGUGUCACAAAGAAACGCCACGGGAAAAAAACAAAUAGCAAAGACAAAUCGGCUGUGGCAAGCGACAGGAUAAACCAGUGUGUUGUCGUGUGAAGGUGUUUUGUGGUUAUUGUGAGGUAAAUGACCAGACCAUUUUCAAUGUUGCUGUAAUAGUUAAGAACCGUGCGCUGGCCACGUAACUUGGAAUCAUAUCCAUGUGUUUAUGUCAUACGGGAACCAGAUCAGAUUUAUUUCGAUGAAAACAUUUGCCCAUUUGUCCUUCAUUCAUAGAGAAUUCAUUCUGUAUUGACAAACUUGAAUAUUUUCUUUCUAUUGCUCUUUGUAUGAAUUAUAAACACAACUCCUGUGGAGGAGAGGUAAUUAAGAGGAGAAACACCUCAAGCAGUCAGUAUUUUAUCAGGUAGCGUUUGUUUCAGCGAACCAUUUUUAAAUUUAUCAUAAUGAUGUUAGCAGAAAACAAUUUUUAAUCUCUCUCGAUUAGACGAGCCCAUUCAAUUUUUUUUUUUCAAUGAAUGAUUUGCAAAUCAGGGUAGCUAUUCAGAAAUCACCUUGAUCGGAUAUUGGUAUGUAAUUGGUAUCAACGCCACAAUGUUUUAAAAUUAGUUUCCUGC